Molecule: messenger RNA, 1329 nt
Organism: Anthonomus grandis grandis
Lineage: Eukaryota; Metazoa; Arthropoda; Insecta; Coleoptera; Curculionidae
Gene: wal
Product: electron transfer flavoprotein subunit alpha, mitochondrial
Exons: 4
Coding region: 142-1131 (329 amino acids)
Cellular component (GO): mitochondrion
Molecular function (GO): flavin adenine dinucleotide binding; electron transfer activity
Source: RefSeq, a predicted model, not a curated record
UAUAAUUUCAAUUUCAAACUUAUCACUUAUUUGUUCUGUUUUGUACUUUGACCUGGGGUUCUUACAUUAAUUUUUUCUGUAAUUUGUGUAGGAAUAGUUAUAAGGAACUUUAGUUUGUGCUUAAUUCACUAGCUAGGAAAGAUGUUUUCCAGACAUGUAGCUCUUAGAUUCACAGGCCAGUUUCAAAGGUUUCAAAGUACACUACUUAUUGCAGAGCACAACAAUGAAACUUUGCUUCCAAUAACUCAAAAUGCUAUUACAGCUGCUAAGAAACUAGGGGGUGAUGUGACAGUUUUAGUAUGUGGAACAAAAUGUGGUCCGGCAGCUGAACAGCUUUCAAAAGCUGAGGGUUUAUCGAAAAUCCUAGUCGCAGAGAGUGAUGUUUUUAAAGGGUUUGUAGCAGAAAAUGUGUCAGCCCUUGUUUUAGAAACACAAAAUAAAUUUAAAUUUACCCAUAUUGUUGCUGGAGCCUCAUCUUUUGGGAAGUCCGUGCUUCCAAGAGUAGCAGCCAAAUUAGAUGUUUCUCCAGUCUCUGAUGUAAUUGGUAUUAAAUCACCAGAUACUUUUGUAAGAAGUAUUUAUGCUGGUAAUGCUAUUCAAACUUUACAAGCCACUGACACUGUUAAAGUUUUAUCUGUAAGAGGCACUAGCUUUGAACAAGCAAAGUUAGAAGCAGGAUCUGCUACAAUUGAGAAGAUUACAAGUGACAGUUGUAAUACACAAUUAACAACUUUUAUUAGCCAAGAACUAAGCAAAUCUGAUAGGCCAGAACUUACAAGUGCAAAAGUGGUCGUCAGUGGAGGUAGAGGCUUAAAAUCUGGAGAUAACUUCAAGCUGCUUUAUGAUCUAGCUGAUAAGCUUAAUGCUGCUGUAGGAGCCUCAAGAGCUGCAGUGGAUGCUGGUUAUGUACCAAAUGAUCUGCAAGUUGGACAAACUGGUAAAAUUGUUGCCCCUGAACUAUACAUUGCUGUAGGAAUCUCAGGAGCGAUUCAACACUUGGCUGGCAUGAAAGAUAGUAAGACUAUUGUUGCUAUCAAUAAGGAUCCAGAAGCUCCAAUUUUCCAAGUAGCUGAUUAUGGACUUGUAGCAGAUUUAUUCAAAGCUGUCCCAGAAAUGACAAGCAAAUUGUAAAAAAAUUGAAUUAAGAAGUUGCAAAUUUUACAUAGAGCAUAUAGCACACGUAUAUACACGUAGUUAAAUAUUAAAAAAAUGUAUAAAUAUAAAUUUUAAACUAUAAUUUUUUUAAUGUGAACUUUUAAAUUUUCUAUACCAUAUUAAUUUUUGUAUUGUAAUAAAAUUAUUUCCUUUAUUAAAAAGCAGAUUUUACUA